Sitodiplosis mosellana (orange wheat blossom midge) is the source of this 1322-nucleotide messenger RNA. Its product is annotated as cytoplasmic 60S subunit biogenesis factor ZNF622. The transcript is spliced from 3 exons. Gene Ontology annotation, cellular component: preribosome, large subunit precursor. Lineage: Eukaryota; Metazoa; Arthropoda; Insecta; Diptera; Cecidomyiidae. The record is from RefSeq and is a predicted model, not a curated record. Gene Ontology annotation, molecular function: zinc ion binding; nucleic acid binding. Gene Ontology annotation, biological process: ribosomal large subunit biogenesis. The coding region runs from base 129 to 1250 and encodes 373 amino acids.
UUCUCACACCGUAGUUCAUUGUGUCAACGUGAAAAACGUGAUAUUCACUAACAAUAAGCUAGCUGAGUGAAUUUGUUCGAUUCCUGCGUAAAUAAAAAGAGUCAAGUGAAUUUCAUAACAUUCGGAAAAUGUCAGCACAUACAUGUUUAAAUUGUAAUGUGCGUUUCCAGAAUGCCGAUAUUCAACGGGAUCAUUACAAAACCGAUUGGCAUCGAUAUAAUUUGAAGCGUCGAGUUGGUGAUUUGCCACCAGUUACAGCUGAGGAAUUCCAGAAGCGUGUUUUGCAACAGCGUGCAUCCGAUGAACAGGCACAACAAGAGAUUACACUGUACUGUACCGUGUGCCGUAAGCAAUUCAUUUCAGACAAAUCGCAUGAAAACCAUUUGAACAGCAAAAAACACAAGGAAAAUGUGCUGAUUGCUGAGAAAAAGGGACAGAAUUUGGGCGCACAAGCCGAUGUUCCAAUGAAACAGACUCAAACUCAGACUCAAGCGAAAGAGGAAAGUGAAAAUGAAGACGGUAUGGAGGUUGAAGAAGUUGAUUCCGACGAAUGGGACGAAAAUUUCGAUAACCCAAUCGCAAACAAUGACUGCAUAUUCUGCCCACACCACAGUGAAGAUAUGGUAGAGAACGUGAAGCACAUGUCAUCAGUGCACUCGUUCUUUAUUCCAGACACAGAAUUCAUCGUCGAUUUGGACGGGUUACUGAUGUAUUUGGGUGAAAAAGUUGCAAGAGAUUUCAUAUGUUUGUGGUGUAAUGAUCGCGGCAAAACGUUCUACUCAUUGGAUUCUGUUCGCAAACACAUGAGAGACAAGGGACACUGUCGAAUGUUGCACGAAGGUAUUGCACUCGCCGAGUACGCUGAUUUCUAUGACUAUAGCUCCAGCUAUCCAGAUAAUGAAGACGGAAUGGAUGUUGAUGCAGAAAUAACGCCUGAAGUGUUGGAAGGAGAUGAAUAUCAAUUGGUACUGCCAUCCGGAGCUGUAAUUGGUCACCGUUCACUACUGCGUUACUACAAACAGCGCCUGAAUCCAAAUCGUGCCUUGGUUCCAAAGACAAACAAGAAACUGCACAAAGUUCUAUCGGAAUAUCGUGCACUUGGCUGGACCACAACACAUCAGGCUGCCGCUGCAAAAAAGGCUCGUGAUAUCCACCAUAUGAAACGGCAAUAUCAAAAAUGGAACCAAAAAUUGGGUGUGAAAGCUAAUAAAUUACAAAGAUAUUUCCGCCCACAAGUCGAUAAAUGUUAAAUUCAAAACCAUUAUUUUCUACCCGAACUUUCUAAUUCAAAUAAUAAAUUAAUUAUUAUUACAAACCAGAAA